Molecule: messenger RNA, 1202 nt
Organism: Truncatella angustata
Lineage: Eukaryota; Fungi; Ascomycota; Sordariomycetes; Amphisphaeriales; Sporocadaceae
Exons: 2
Coding region: 305-1072 (255 amino acids)
Molecular function (GO): oxidoreductase activity
Source: RefSeq, a predicted model, not a curated record
AUUGUGUUUGGCGAUGCUUGAACCACGCUGGAUUUGUAAUCCGCGUUUCAGAAAGUAAGCCCCGCAGCAGUCUUCGGACAUCGGACAAUUAGACUUGUCCCCCCUUGUGUACAUAUCAUGACACUCAAAUACUGCGAAGCACAAUUUCUAAUAUCCAACACCGGGCAUAAAAGUUUCGUUUUGGAGGGUGAUUUUGAAAAAAACAAACUUCUAAAAAGAAACCACAAUAUCUCGAAUAAUCUGGCCCAUAAUCCUUGUCUCGCACUUAUCAUCCAUCAAUCUUAAGUUCAAUAAGCUUCCUGUUAUGACAUCUGAACGCCCAGGGAUAGAUAUGUCGCUUGCAGGCAAAGUAAUCCUCAUCACCGGCGCAUCUAACGGCAUCGGUAAAGCCUGCGCGGAAAAAGUUGCGGCUCAGGGUGCUUCCCUUAUCAUUAACUAUAAUCACGACGCCGAAUCAGCUGAGUCUUUAGUGCGUUCAAUUGGGCACAGUCAAGCCAUCGCCGUUCAAGCCGACGCAGGCUCUCUCCAGGGAAUUACCAAAUUAGUCGAUGCUGCUAUAGCUAGAUUCGGCCACAUCGACAUCGUCAUGGCUAACGCGGGCAUAACGAUUGAACGGACUGUCCAGGACACUACGGAGGAUGAUUUUGACCGGACUUUUGCACUCAACGUCAAGGGGCCAUUGUUUCUGGUACAGAGAUCCGUCCCUCAUAUGCGUCAGGGGUCACGAAUCGUCCUCGUAUCGAGCUGCCUUACCCACUUCUCCUCUAUCGGCCCCAGCUAUUUGCUCUACGCUGCUGCAAAAGGUGCCGUCGAGCAGAUGACCCGUGCCAUGGCCAAGGAGCUGGCGCCAAAGGGCAUCAACGUGAACGCCAUCGCACCUGGGCCUAUCGCUACCGACGUUUUCUUUAGAGAUAACUCGGAAGAGACUAUUGCAGGCCUAUCAUCCGCUAGUCCUUUCAAUCGCUUGGGUCAGCCGGAAGAUAUCGCCAACAUCUUUAAAUUCUUAUGCAGUGCAGAUAGCGCGUGGGUUGCUGGACAGACUUUACUAGCAAGUGGAGGAUUGGUAGUAUAAAGUAGUGCUCGCCACCACGGACUUCGUAAUCAAUUAAACUGUGCAAUAGUCGUCUUUAUAUGGCAAUGGAUCUAGACUCUGCACUGUUAUCCAAGUUCAAUGUUUUUAAGUCCAUGAGAAUCAUCAGAAC